UCUUGCCUCGCUCCUCAGGUCAAAAAUCAACCUUCUUCCCCGCCCUCCGCAUUCGGCCGCGCCAGCUCCCACCUCACAUCAACAUUUCCAACACGCACGUCGCGACACCGGACCGCCGCCCCAGCGAGUCUCGCUCACCGUCCAGGACAUCUCCGAUUGCCGAGUUCUUCCUGCGAGCUCCGUUCGCACCUCACGCCACGCCCGGCCCGGGAGGGGUCACCCGCGCCCGCCUGUGCCGUGUCUUGUCUUGUCUCACCGCGACUGUCCGUCCCCCGUGCCCUGCAUGGACGUCGUCUCUGCCGGCGGGGCGACGCCCGUCUCGCCCACAAGUCCCAUGAGCGCCCGUCAUGCGCCCAAUGGGCCUCCCAAGAGGAAGCACAGCAGCAUGGCCCUCGAUAGCAGCCCAGGCAGCAAUGCCGGUCACGACGAUGACAAUGGCGAGCCUGAUUCCAAAAAGCGCCAGCCCGGCGUCAAGCGCGCAUGUAACGAGUGUCGACAACAGAAAUUGCGAUGCGAUGUUGUUCAAGACCCUUUCCAGAGCUGUUCACGGUGUAACCGCCUCAAGCUUUCCUGUAAGAUUGAGUCCAACUUCAAGCGCAUAGGCAAGCGGUCGAAGCACGCCGAGAUGGAAAAGGAAAUCGACAGAUUGCGACGCAACAUUGCACGCGCCCAAAAUCAGGGUUACACCGUCGACGAGGACGAACAAGACCUCCAAUCCCCGGUUGCGACAAGCGUGUACACACACACUAGAAACCCUUCCCUGAUGGGCUCCGACGAGGCUGUAUCCUCCCUGUUGCACCUCAAGAGAGGAGGGUCGUACAGCCUACCACGCUACACUCACGAGCUGGAGAACGUACGCCUGACCGAGGAGUCAGUCAAUCAGCUCUUCAGUCAAUUCUUCGCAUACUACCACCCUUUCUUGCCUUUCCUCAACCCGCAACAGACGCCUGAUCAGUAUUUCCAACAACACGCCCUUUUGUUUUGGUCCAUCAUUUCGGUUGCUGCUCGCCGGUAUAGCGCAGACACUACGUUGUUGACCUCGAUAUCUGGACCUCUAACCAGAUUGCUGUGGUCAACCAUUGGAGAUGUUCCCAGCAGCUACUUUGUCGUCAAAGCUCUUUGUCUGCUAUGCACUUGGCCUCUGCCAACAAGCACGACAAGUGCUGACCCUACGCACAUUCUUUGUGGUGUUAUGAUGAAGGUUGCGACGGGUAUUGGCCUACAUAGACCAAACCACAGUCAAGACUUCUCCAGAGUAUCGGUCGACCUCAAUAAAGAGCAGCUGCAUGACCGUGUGUCAACAUGGGCUGUCUGCAAUAUUGUGGCUCAGACUAUUGGUACUGGCUACGGCCAGCCGGCAUCGACCCUGUACGACUGGACCUUGGCCGUUCGACGAGGCGAAGAUGGUCCCUUCCGAUUGACCCCGGAAUUGGAGGCUAGACUCCAAGUCGAAAGAUUCUGCGACAAGGUGUCCAAGGAAAUGUACAGCAACGCUAGCGAUCCUCGCGGGGUUGCCGGUGACGAACAUCGAGCCAUGUUGAUGAGAGUCUACAGAAAGGACUUUAACGAACUUCAGGCGUCGGUCCUCUCGCAGCAUCUGGGACCAAUCGUCAACUUACAUAUGCGAGCCGCAGCACUCCAUUUGCGUCUAGCUGGCUUCUUUGACUCGAGUACCACACCUGGCUACAUCGAUGAUCUCAUGGGUCUUUGGAGGGCUACCACAAGCUUCUUGGAUAACAUUCUUGAGGUCGACAAGGUCACAUCACCCGGACAGAACUCUCCCGGAACAAUCCUGCUUUAUGCGACGAAUUACAUCCAGCAAAUGUUGAUCGCGGCGGGUUUUGCCCUACUCAAGCUCAUGCGGUCGUUCUUUGCCAAAACGAUUGAUUUCGAUCGUGGCCGCAAUCUCUUCCACCAGACAAUCAAUGCCAUUCGUGCUACGAGCGUCGUGAACAACGACCUGCAGUGGCGUUUAGCAGAGCUAAUGGUGCAAAUGUGGAACGGAGCUCGACUCGAUAACAACAGCACGGCUUCCUACGACAACGACGAUUCACCACUACUCAUUGACGACACCUUACAGCUCAAGGUGCGCUGCCGCCAUAGCAUGAGUCUUGUAUUUGACUCUGUCUGGCGAUGGAGGGAAGAAUACCAAGCCCAAGGAAGAGGUUCAAUUGAUGCCAUGAAACAACCUACUAAUCCAGACUCAGCGAACGAGUCCUCAGCGUCAUCGACCCAUUUGGACAGCACACUCAUGCCGGCAACCCAAGGACUGCAAGCGAACAGCCUGCUCGCUGCCAAUGGAGCACUCACUCCUGGCAACUCUGGCGGGAUCGGAAGUCAACCACCUAGCAACAGCAUGCUGAGCGGCAUGAGCUACGGUGAGACCAACUACGAUUUCUUUGACCCACAGCAUUGGAUGCUAGACGGCCUCUUGGACUUCAACUAUAAUUUUGUGCAACCACUCGAGGGUGCAUAGAAGUCGACAGAGAUACGAUAUGGGAGAGCCAUUGCGUUAUAACAUCCCCACAGGAGUGCGAACGAAGGCAGAACACAUACGUUGGGGCGAGUUUCAAGAUCUGCAGAUAAGCAGCGGACAGCUCGAUCACAGCUUGCCAGAAAGGAGUGAGUGAAUGCCCCUUCGGCAGACGUUGUAUUAGGCCCCUCCGUUGGGGUCCGGGGAUGAGUGACUAGGUUUGCAGCUCUCAGCGAUCCUUCCAUGCUCCGAGAUGCGCAACAUCACUGCUUUGCGACUGCAUUGCAACCGGAUAUAUUUGGACCAGCGAAAGACGGAAAUCUUUCUAUUACGUUAUACACCUGCUUUUGCCAUUGGUAUCCCAGAAUGGAAGCUCUCGACCAACAAGCGAUUCUCGUUGGUACACUACACUUAUUUGCCUCAUUUUUUUACAUCUCGGGUUUCCUAGCACAGUCUGUUGAUGACGGUAUAAUCACGCGUAUAUUCGACAAUGAGCUCCACGAUAUGAUCAGGCGACAUCGGGUUGCGGCUUCGGUUUCGGCGGUCGUCUUGUACGUUUUCAUUUCUUUCCUCGGAGGCUCUAGUGUCUGGUUUCUUUUCUCCUUUCUGGGAUCAUCAAAGCAUUGGCAAUAGCGGGUGAAGGUGUAGGUUUCUUUUCCACGAGCACACACUUGCGCAAAAGAACGCUGUGAUUAGCUGUAGCUUUGUUUCAG
Messenger RNA from Colletotrichum scovillei, 3186 nucleotides. RefSeq lists its product as uncharacterized. Bases 284 to 2476 code for a protein of 730 amino acids. NCBI's taxonomy places the organism in Eukaryota, Fungi, Ascomycota, Sordariomycetes, Glomerellales, Glomerellaceae. Gene Ontology annotation, molecular function: zinc ion binding; transcription cis-regulatory region binding; DNA-binding transcription factor activity, RNA polymerase II-specific. Gene Ontology annotation, cellular component: nucleus. The record is from RefSeq and is a predicted model, not a curated record. The transcript is spliced from 3 exons. Gene Ontology annotation, biological process: regulation of DNA-templated transcription; DNA-templated transcription.